Notothenia coriiceps (black rockcod) is the source of this 479-nucleotide messenger RNA. Its product is annotated as nesprin-1-like. The transcript is spliced from 3 exons. The coding region runs from base 1 to 405 and encodes 134 amino acids. NCBI's taxonomy places the organism in Eukaryota, Metazoa, Chordata, Actinopteri, Perciformes, Nototheniidae. The record is from RefSeq and is a predicted model, not a curated record.
AUGUCCUUAGAGAGCUGUAGUAUCUGCCUGGAGGACGUCCAGACGGAGGCUCCUCUGCACCUGCUGCGUCUGAAGGUGCACGUUGAGAGGAAGCAGCUGGAGGUGCUGAUGCAGGACUCUGAGGCCGAGCUGACCCGAGAGAACAGACACCUGGCAGGGACGGGCAGUGAGAGGCUGGUCCGAGAGCACCGGGCGUUCUUCCGGGAUCAGGGCCCUCUGUCUGUGUGUGAGAAGAGGCUGCAGACAAUGGAGGAAACGUGCCUGAAGCUCCCUGAAGGAGACGCUGCUCUGCAGACGCUGGAAGGAGCCAGGAAGGACUUCUGUGAUCUGAAGCAGGAGAUACAGAGCACGCAUCAGAAGCUGCUGCAGCACCAGGACAAGUGGAAGGAGUACAGCGCCAGGUGACAGCACUUCUCUAUAUACCAAUGCAUCUAUUAGUUUGAGUUCAGAGACAAGUGGAAGGACUACAGCGCCAGGUG